This is a messenger RNA of Photinus pyralis (common eastern firefly), 659 nucleotides long. RefSeq names its product general odorant-binding protein 56d-like. The record is from RefSeq and is a predicted model, not a curated record. The transcript is spliced from 2 exons. Gene Ontology annotation, molecular function: odorant binding. The coding region runs from base 109 to 531 and encodes 140 amino acids. NCBI's taxonomy places the organism in Eukaryota, Metazoa, Arthropoda, Insecta, Coleoptera, Lampyridae.
AUUGAAUGAAUGAUUCGUCACACUUUCUUAGUGAGAGUUUUGAAUUAUAUUCAAAGGUGAGAGUAAAAAUGUAAAAUCCUAUAUACUCAUCGAGACAGUGCAUCAAAAAUGGUGUGCCUGCUACUAUUAUUAUGCGUCCUGCCGUACGUAUCCUGUAAGCUGCCUCAAUCAACGAUCCACAUAUGGGAAUCAAUCGCCGAGGGCCACGAUCUAAUAUGCGCCGAUAAAUUUGGUAUUGACAAAAAUCUUGCCAAAUAUCACUUUCGGAAUCUCUAUCUUCCGGACAACAGAGCUUUUCAUUGUUUUCUGAACUGUCUGUACGAUAGGGUCGGUUUUAUAGAUGAAAAUGGCGAAUUCAAGUAUGACGUGGUCGUUGAAAAAGCGCAUUUUUUAUCCGAUGAGUUGGCGAAAAGAUGCAUCGCGGAAAGCCAUCAGCAACUAGAUUUUUGCGAUAGGACGUACGUUGGUGGUCUAUGUGCCGUGUCCGAUUUGGCAGGAGUAGACCGUAGUAAACUCAAUGUACGAAAUUAGUUAUGUUAUGGUAGUUUCUGCUAUAUUUUUCAAUGGAUGUUUUGUAAGGACACUUCAGAAAAAGUAUAGCACUUAUUAUUAUUAUCAUUACUUUUGUUAUUAUUAUUAAGUAUAUAAAAUAGUUGUUA